UAUGCACGUUUUAGCGCACUUUGUAAACAAAAAGAGUGCGGGAAUCUGCAAGUAUUGUGCUAAACAUUGAAUUCGUGACUGUAUCAACCUCCAUUAAAAUCUUAAUUAUGCCGGCCGCCAAAUCAAUGCGUUAUGCCCACAGUGACGGUUUUACUGACGUUUGUUACGAAGAAUCGGGAAGGUAUAUAUUGACUUGUGGAUCUGAUGGUGAUGUGAGGAUAUGGGAUGGUAUAGAAGAUGAUGAUGCUAUCUCUCACAGGUGUGGAGACAAGUCAUUUGCCAUAGCCAUCAAGGGAAACCGCUACUUUGCAGCAACUGAUACAAACACAAUUCAAGCAUAUACAUUUCCUGAUGGUACUCCAGAUGGUAUUUUGACAAGAUUUACUGCCCCUGCCAAUCACAUUGUUUUAAAUAAAAGUGGUUCAACUCUAGUUGCUGGUGCUAGUGAUUUUACUAUAAAGAUUGUUGAUGUGAGCAAUUGUAGUUAUAAAACCUGCCAGGGACAUGAAGCACCUGUACUCAGUGUGGCUAUAGAUCCAAAGGAAGAAUUCUUGGUUUCUUCAAGUUGUGAUGGAACUGUCCGGCUAUGGAAGAUGAGUGAUCGUUCACAGAUACAAUCUUUCUCUCUUCUACCUAAGUGUAGUGAUGCGAGUUUGUCAAAAACAAUGUGUAGGAUGUGCUGGGAACCAGAAAAUGGGAAAAUACUCUUCAUACCAGUUCAGAAAGAGAUUCAUAUGUAUGAGAGAGAAACAUGGAAGAAACUAUCUACCUUGACUGACUCAUCAUUUACUGAGCAUGUAUCAGUGCUGGCUGUUAGUCCAGAUGGGAAAUACCUAGCAGCAGGAGGGUCUGAUGGUUGGAUUUGUGUGUUCAAUCUACAGUCCAAGAAAUGUGUUGAUAAACAUAAGAAUGAGAAAGGGCUCUCUAUCAUGUCUUUAGCUUGGAAUCCAAAAGGAAAUAUGGAACUUGUUUUCUGUGAUAAUCAGGGUCAACUUGGACAGUUAAGUGAAAUAUCUAUAACAGAAAAAGAAAAGGAUGAUGAAGGUAGUAGUAAGGUAGCGAGCGGUGUAUUUGAUGAUGAAGAUGAUGAUUUUCUCAUACAAGCUACAAAUGAUGAUGAUACAAUGGCUAGUGAUGAUGACAUGACAGGUGUAACAUCUAAACCUACACAACCUCUCUUCUCAGAUGAUGAUGGAGAUAGUAUUCCUGACUUCAAGAAAGCAGAUGAUGAUGCCUCAAGUAUAACCUCUGAGAAGUCUGAAAUACCAAAGCCAGAAGUCCGCAUUGAGGGAUUCAAACCCACUCCUCUACAGAGGCCCUUUCAGCCUGGCUCAACACCUGAACAUCUUUCUAGUAGGUUUAUGGUGUGGAACUCUGUGGGAGUUGUGAAACAGUACAACUCAGAUGAUGAGAAUUCUAUUGAUAUAGAGUUCCAUGAUACAUCCAUACAUCAUGCUAUGCAUAUAAUGAACAACUUUAAUUACACUAUGUCAGACUUGUCUACUGAGGCUGUUGUCCUAGCAACAGAGGGGGAUUCUGAUGCUGCAAGUAAACUCACUUGCAUGCAUUUUUCAUCCUGGGACAACAAUAAAGAAUGGAGCAUUAGUAUGCCCGACGAGGAGGAGAUUCAGUGUGUUACACUUGGUGAGGGAUGGCUUGCAGCUGCCACAGAACUUAGAAACUUGCGUCUGUUCUCAGUGGCUGGUGUACAGAAGGAGAUAUUUACCCUGCCAGGACCAGUGGUGUGUAUGAGUGGACAUCAAAACCAGCUGAUGAUUGUUUACCACAGAGGAAUGGGAAUACCUGGUGAACAGUGUCUUGGUGUUUCUUUGUUGGAUGUAAGAGAAUGGAAGAGGGAAAUCCAUGGAGAACCUUUACCAUUGUCAUCUAAGUCUACAUUGGCAUGGGCAGGGUUCUCGGCUGAAGGAACACCAUUUUAUAUGGAUUCUACUGGAAUUGUGCGAAUGCUUUGUAGAAAUAUGGGUAAAACAUGGGUACAGGUUGCUAACACAAGGACAAAUGCCAAAGGAAAAUCAGACCAUUACUGGAUAGUUGGUAUCCAUGAAAACCCCCAACAGCUCAGGUGUAUACCAUGUAAGGGCUCAAGAUACCCUGCCACUUUACCCAGGCCAGCUCCUGUCAUUUUGCCCUUCCAGAUACCUUUAUGUGAACUUGCCACAGAGAAAAGUCAAUAUGAGGAGUCAUUAUGGAGGACAAACCUACUGUCAGGACACUUUGAUCAUUGGACCAGACAAGGGUUUGAGUUUGAUGAGACAAUUAAGGCCGAGGCCCUUAAACCUGCACAGGAGGCCCUCAUGAAACUAUUUGCUCUUUCAGCAAGAUCAGAGAGGGAAGCUCGAGCAUUGGAGGUAUGCGAUAUGAUGUCUGACCAGCAUACGUUACAGUUGGCCAUCAAAUACAGCAGUCGUAUGCGAUACAUGCAGCUGGCACAGAAAAUCAGUGAACUGGCUGUAAGGAAGGCAGAGGAGGAGGAGGCUAAACAAUAUGCUCAAAGUUAUGAGGAAGAAUCUAGGUCAACACCGUACACAAGUGUCUCUAGGGCAGAACAGUACGAGACAGAGUAUAUAGAGGAAACACAGGAACAAGAUGUUGAUAUGGAGGAAGAUGAGAGCUCAUCAGGACCGAUGUUAGCUAUCAAGGUCAAAGAAGACAAACAAGACAAGUCCCAGAAUCCCUUCAAGAGCAGAUCUAACCCUUUCAAGGUAUCAAGUCAACAAUCUAGUUCAUCAUUCACCAAGGGUACACAGGUAUUUGAUAGUAUGUCAAAGAAGAAAGAAAAACCCUCACCUUUGUUUCCACUGGAUACAAAAUCAACAAAAUCACAGAAAAAGGGAUCACAGCCUAAGCUAUUCAUGAAAAAGAAAUCGGAGCCGGUUAAAACAAACAAAAUUGAAGAGGCAGCUUCUCAAAAACCUGCGUCAGCUUUUGACCUAUGGUUGGAGGAGAACUGUGAAAGAUUGAAGGAAAGCCAUCAGGAGACUGACGAGGAAGAGUUCAGUAAAUAUGCUGCUGAACAAUUUAGGGCUUUAGCCAAAGAGGAGAGACAGACUUGGGUGAAGAAAGCGAAGGCUUCAAGUGAGAAGAGUAAAGAAAAUAGUAUUGAUACAGAACCGAAAGAUAACUCUGAAAACAAGAAGAGGAAACGUGAUGAUACAGAUUCGGAGGAGGGUGUCAAAAAACACAGAGACAGUAUAGAAACUGAUGUUAAAAAGACACCAUUGUCUCAAACAACUAACUCUAAACUUGCAAAUUUUGCCUUUAAGAAAGAUGAUAGUUAAUUUAUAUAUUGUAAAUGAUAAUGUUAUUUAAAAUAUUAUAUGUAUACUAAUUUGUAUGUGAAUAUCUAUAUUUUAUAUUCAAUUAUAAAGCUUGAGUAAUUAUUGAAUAAUGUUGCAUGUCUGUCUUGUGUUAGAUACUGGUGAACUGACCUGAUUAGUUUAACAUAAGGCAUAAAUAAGUUUGAGUCUGACUUAAGUUAAAAAAGAAAAGAAAAAUAACAAACAAAAUCAGGUUGAUAUAUUAUUGUACCAGUACAUAAGUCUUAACUUUUCCUGUUUACUGAAAGGAAUGGCUCCAUACACAAGACAAACAAAAGUAUCCUAAAUAGUAAGAAUGUUGAAUGCUUAUUUCUCCUUGUUAAGUUUUUAUGCCAGUUUUGCCCCUUUUUAUAAAUGAAACAUUUGUGUCAAGUUUGAAAAUCGAAAAUCUUUCUUAAUUUAAGUAAAAAAAAAUGUAUUUUGGAUUUCUUUGUUUCCUGCAAGUAAAUAGCUGACUUAAACUGUGGUUUAAUCUUUAUUAGAUCAGAAAGAUUGUCUUUCAACACAAUUAAAUAUACAUGUAUGUUAAACAACUAAAUAUUGGAUAAAAAAAUGGGCAUUGAUAAUAAAUCAAUGGAGCUUAGGUACAUUAUUUGUAUGUAGACAAGUGGCAAUUAAUACACUCAUUUAAUUUUGUUUCAAGUUCAUUUGUAUGUUUUUAUUGCAAUAAAUGGGAGAA
Messenger RNA from Ruditapes philippinarum (Manila clam), 4017 nucleotides. Its product is annotated as WD repeat and HMG-box DNA-binding protein 1-like. The record is from RefSeq and is a predicted model, not a curated record. Gene Ontology annotation, biological process: mitotic cell cycle; DNA-templated DNA replication; DNA repair. The coding region runs from base 108 to 3299 and encodes 1063 amino acids. The transcript has 26 exons. Gene Ontology annotation, cellular component: nuclear replication fork. Lineage: Eukaryota; Metazoa; Mollusca; Bivalvia; Venerida; Veneridae. Gene Ontology annotation, molecular function: chromatin binding; protein binding.